AUGUUCAAAUUCAGCGCCCAGACAAUCUAUAACAUGGCUGACAAUCACAUAAUCGAUGACCACUAACAUCAAAGGAGCCGACAGUUACUGUAGCAAUUGUAUGUAGUUAAACUGUGUUAUUGCUCUCUCACUUUAAUGUUGUCUUUAAUUCCUCUCACGGGAGGCGCAGUCUAUCUGUACAAGGUUUGUCCGGAAAAUAAUGUCAGUUAUUCUUUUUUUACGCGACUGACCGUCAGAGCGCGCUCGGAUCGGUUGGGAAUGGUAGAGGGGGAAGUCAACUAACGAAUGUUGAGUCACUCAGUCUUCUCCCGCCAGCCGCAUAGUAAGGAUAUGCGUUUCCGUGGAAGUCGUUUUGUGACCUCGUGCAAGUAAAAAUGCAGCGCUCGUUAGAACAAGGAAUGGCGAUUAUUGCGUUGAUGGCCAAAGCAGGGGUGCCAACGAUUCCCCAGCCUCCGCACAGUCCGGACGUCGUUCCCCCCGACUUCUUUAUGUUUCCACGCCUGAAAGGUUCCAUGAAAGCGCUGACUGAACUGACGUCAUGGUUGAGUUCCGAAAUUGAAAUCAAUAAGCGAUGUGCAAUGUUGUGUGUACAUCACGGAUGGUGGGAAAUGGCGAUUAUGUCAAAACAGCGUGUUAGAUCUCAUUGUGUUUGAUUUCACUGGGUCGACGAAGCAUAUAUUCGUUAGCAAAAUGGCUCGCAACACCAAGAAGAAACUCGCGAUAUUUGCGGGUACAUCCAAGUGUCUCAUUUACGCAGAAGCAAAGUACUGUGCCUCUGAAAUACCCGGAGAAAUAAAGUAUUAUGAAUGUUCAAGAACAGAAUAUUGUUGCGCACUUGGUUGUUGUAUAUCACCAGGACUCCAUUUCCAUCAUUUAUGGUACUAUUGGAUUCUGGUUAUAAUCAUGUUCCUGGUAUGUUCUGGUGGUGGCUGGUGGUACCGGUAUUGGCUGCAAGGCAGAUAUAGAGCAGCUGCUUCUGCUAUUCCAACUCGAUCUUCCAACACUAGUAGAUCCCAAAAUACUCUUCGCAACACACCCUGUCAGGCGCAGCAGGCUCGCAUUACAUACAACUCUGCAAGAAAUACCGUCCUGUUACAUCGCAUGUGGAAAGGUCCUCAAAGAAACGCAGCAGCGCCGGCGUACAACGGCAACGCGACCACGUCGUCGCAUUAUCAGAACAUGAAUGUUGUAUUGAACGAUGCCAACUGUCCCUACUACCAAUUAUACGGCCCCCCGCCGAGCUACGAGACGGUGAUAGCUCAGACGCGCGGCAAGAUCUCGAAUCCGGCGUCGCCGGAGUCGUCGGGCGCGCGGAUGGGCCUGCCGACGGCGAAUGUGAUACCGAAUCCGAGUGUACCGCAGUGCUUUUUUUACACUUGUAACUCCCCGCCGAGAUUGGCGGACGGUGGCGCGAAUCAAUGUCAAAGUGACACCGCGAACACACGGCAGCUCGAGAAUCACGAAGGCGUGCCGUUCGCGCAUUUCUCGCAGUACUGCGUCGUGAACGGCGCGAUCGGUCAGAACGUGUGCGUGCCUUUGGAGUACCCAGAGGCGCCGGCCGCUUCCGGCGGCUUAUCGUUCGGCCACAAUUAUCAGACCACCAGCCCGAACCGGCUGCCAGGAUAUCCGGCGGAAAACGCGCCGGCUCCCAGCUUCGCUGUGCAGGGCGCGGAGCAGGGAUACGAGCAAUCUGGCAACCCAUGGCGCGCGGCGGACGAGCGAACGCCGCCGAAGAUCCACUCUAAAAUCACCGUGCAGGGCGAGGAGGAUCGUCGGGACGGCGGCGACGAGAAGGAACGCGCGUCGGUAGCCGGAGGGAGGAACAGGAAUUACGGCGGCUCCCUGCGAUUACCGCGCAGACACGCCGGCGGCGAUAGCUUCCAGAGAGUAUUCCCCGAGGACUCGUCGGCCGCUCUCGAUUCCACGGCGGAACGGCCGCACGCGAGCUCUUCUCAAUCAAAUCCAUCCAAUAAUGUGAUACUAGAAACGUUUAUUUUUGACAACGCGCCGGCCCCGCGCCUCGACACCGAGGCGGCGCGCGAUCCUCGUGCAAUGAAUCGCAGUACAAACUUUGAUCUUGAAAGUAAACACAAAUUAGACAGAUCGAAGUCGCUAGACUGAAGAGAACGCUCGCGUCGCGAGCUCUUAUCGCCGUAACCGACGCGACGCUUAUUAUUCUCGUAUGUUUCUCUCCGUUCGUUCGCGCGUAACUCGUACAAAAUUCGACCGGCGGCUCUCUCCGUCGCGAUUCUCCGGAUAUAUCAUAUCGCGCUCGGGAGAUACGGCGAUUCCGCUUGCAACGCGACAAUUCGACUUUCUUUCUUAUAACGUGCACUCGAGUCGACUUGAUUAUCGUGUCCGACGAUUAUCGGAUUUCUCGUGUCUCACGGAUAUAUAAAGGUAUGUAUCCUUCGUCGACAUUAUCGGCGCGCGAGGAAUUAGCGAAACCUAAAUGCUAGACGUUAGACUUUAAAGAUCGCACUUCCGCAGUAUUUUUUGCAAGUAAUACCGCAACUCCAAAGCUAUACUAUUUUGAUGACCUAUUGAUACUCUUAAUAUAUCGUCUAGAUGUAACAGAGAAAGAGAGAUGAUAUAAUUCUAUUUACAUACGCCGGCGAAGUAUUUUAUUUUCGAUGUCUCUGCAAUACCGCAUACUGCCAUAUACGGAAAGGUCUUUUUGAACGUUGUAUCUCGGAUUCUGAGUUUGAUCUCUGCACACUGUAUACCUAAGUAACGUAACUUAAGAUCUCGGAGAGAAAACAAUAAAGCAGAAAGGACAAAAAAAAGUGUUAUCUCCAAUGGCUCAAUUUUAACCCACUCACGCACAAAAGGAACAAAGAAUAUCGGUGAUUGCGUUUCAUUACACUCUACGUCUCUAAUGGUAUUCGAUGAGCCAAUAAUUAUCGCACAUUUCUUAAUCCUCGAAUGAAAGCGCACUUAACGAAGCGAGUCUCUAUUGAGGAUAAGGUCUCUAUUGGUAUAAAGGGAGAGAGACAGAGAGAGAGAGAGAGAGAGAGAGAGAGAGAGAGAGAGAAGCAGAUUCGUUUUAAAUAUUAUUCGUAUAAAUUUCGACGUGUAUUUUCUAACGAUAAUAUCGAUAUCGAACUCGACGACGCCGAGAGAUGGUCUCACCUUCGAA
This is a messenger RNA of Dinoponera quadriceps, 3139 nucleotides long. RefSeq lists its product as uncharacterized. The transcript is spliced from 6 exons. The coding region runs from base 691 to 2121 and encodes 476 amino acids. The record is from RefSeq and is a predicted model, not a curated record. NCBI's taxonomy places the organism in Eukaryota, Metazoa, Arthropoda, Insecta, Hymenoptera, Formicidae.